AUGUUAGUCUUGCUUCAGAAAGCAUGGAUAAGACCUUUUUAUGUGCUAAGCCGGUCUAUUCAUAGCCAGUAUUUAGUUACGAAUGAAAGUAACGGCACCCGUGAAAUAACUUUAAGUCACGAGAAAACAAAGAACUCACUAUCACUGGAUAUGAUGUGCCACCUUAUAGAGGCUAUAAAUUUAAACAAGAAUGAUAAGUCAUUGAGGGCCAUAGUUUUAUCUGCUAAAGGCAAUGUAUUUUCUGCAGGCCAUAAUUUAAAGGAACUACAAUCUAAUACCGGUACAGAUCAUCACAAACUGAUAUUCAAUAAAGCAAGUGAAUUAAUGCAGUCUAUCAUCCAAAGUCCUGUUCCCGUUAUCGCCAAGGUAAAUGGCUUCGCAACAGCAGCAGGGUGCCAGUUAGUUGCCACUUGCGAUAUGAUCAUAUGCUCUGACACCAGUAAAUUUUCAACACCUGGGGCUAACUUUGGAAUAUUUUGUUCGACGCCGGGAAUAGCUGUGGCAAGAUGUGUACCUAAGUCUAGAGCAACAUACAUGCUUUUCACAGGUGAACCCUUAUCAGCACAAGAAGCCUACGAUAGUGGGCUCGUAACUAAAGUGGUACCAGCAACAGAGCUGGAUCAUGAAGUAAAUAAGAUUAUUGAAAAAAUUAAAAUGAAAAGUCGCAGCGUUGUUACACUUGGAAAAGAAUUCUUUUACAAACAAAUAGAGUUGAAUAUAUUAGACGCUUACAAGUUGGGAGAAGAAAUCAUGGUUAAGAAUAUAAACACAAAGGAUGGGCAAGAAGGUAUAAAGAGUUUUGUCGAGAAACGAAAAGCGAUUUGGAGCCAUAUGUAA
Messenger RNA from Arctia plantaginis, 837 nucleotides. NCBI's taxonomy places the organism in Eukaryota, Metazoa, Arthropoda, Insecta, Lepidoptera, Erebidae. The record is from the annotation of a GenBank genome assembly.